ACUGAGGUAUUUCUCACUGUUUCUUCAAGGUGUUCACAGGAUCACAAUCCCACACAGACGGAAGAAAUACUUCCUUGUUAUGCAAAGUGUGUUUUAUCCUGAUGAUCGAAUAAAUGCGCGGUACGACAUUAAGGGCUGUGAGGUGAGUCGGUGGACGGAGCCGGCACCAGAGGGAAGCCAGAUUAUUGUGGUUCUCAAAGACCUCAACUUUGAAGGCCAGUACGUCAUCCUGGAGAUGAAGUGCUCUUUAAACCAGCAGCGUCCCUGGCUCCUGCAGCAGGUGGAGAUGGACACCCGGUUCCUCCAGAGCCUCCAUGUGUUGGACUACAGUCUGCUCCUGGCCCAUCAGCCCUUACAGCCCGAUGAACGCCACCACAGUCUCUCCUUCGCCACCCUCAUCAUGAGAACCAAGAAAUCUGUGAAUCCAGGCUCCAGCCCUCUCCACGCAGGCAUAGCUCCAGUCCCCGAAGAUGACUCCACCUUAACGUUGUCUGAAACAGAUUGCCGGUAUGCAUCAGGUGGUGGCUCUAUUCCAACGUGCCCCGAGCAUUCAGGGCCAAGCAGUGACGCAGCUGAGCUUCCAGACUUCAGGGUCCAAAACCGACGUUUACUGCCCAACCUAAAGAAUCCUCUGCACGUCAUUGAUGGGCCUGAGCAGCGCUACUUCAUCGGCAUCAUUGACAUUUUCACAGUUUACAGUUUUAAGAAGAGGCUGGAGCAUUGGUGGAAGAGACUGAGACAUCCAGGCCGCUCUUUCUCCACCGUCAGUCCACAAACGUACUGCCUCCGACUCUGUCACUGGGUCCAGGAUCAUACCAAGUAGACCUUGGAUGAGAGGUGGAGACGUACUGAGCGUGUCCAAUCCACCAAAGCUAACACACAUAAUACGUUUAUAUCAAUCUUUCCACAUGCUCAAAACCCCAAAAACGACGUUCUCAUGCAACAGAAUGUUUGUCAUUUACAUUUUGGGUCCGAUCACGGGACUUUCCCCCAGUGCACUAGGCGGCCCAUGUCCCAUGCACAAUUACAAGUUAGCAUUGACUUAUUUUAAUGUUAAGUUGAAUGUUUAACGUAACUUACGUUACAUAACAAACAAUAUUUAUUUAAACCAAACCAUAAAACUAACCAAGUAGUUGUGUUGUGUUUUUUUCACAGCGUUAAGUGUUUGAAACUGAGACAAAUAAAAAACUAUUCUGUCCUCAAA
Molecule: messenger RNA, 1204 nt
Organism: Cyclopterus lumpus (lumpfish)
Lineage: Eukaryota; Metazoa; Chordata; Actinopteri; Perciformes; Cyclopteridae
Gene: pip5kl1
Product: phosphatidylinositol-4-phosphate 5-kinase-like 1
Exons: 6
Coding region: 80-823 (247 amino acids)
Biological process (GO): phosphatidylinositol metabolic process
Molecular function (GO): phosphatidylinositol kinase activity
Source: RefSeq, a predicted model, not a curated record